AUGUCCGAUGUAGAAAAUCGUAUCGUCCUCAACAUUGGCGGAAUAAGACACGAAACAUACAAAGCCACGUUGAAAAAAAUUCCAGCCACCAGGUUAUCACGUCUAACUGAAGCACUCGUUAAUUACGACCCGGUGUUGAACGAGUAUUUUUUCGAUCGUCAUCCCGGAGUUUUUGCUCAAGUUUUGAAUUAUUAUAGAACAGGAAAGUUGCAUUAUCCCACAGAUGUCUGCGGUCCUUUGUUUGAGGAGGAGUUGGAAUUCUGGGGCCUUGAUGCUAACCAGGUGGAGCCAUGCUGCUGGAUGACGUACACAACGCACAGGGAUACCAGGGAAACUCUACAAAUACUCGACAGGUUGUUAGAUUUAGACAGCGACAAACCGACUGACGAAGAAAUUAUGAAAAAGUUUGGCCAAGAAGAAAACUUUAGAACUGGUCAAUUGAAUUGCUGGCAGAAAAUAAAGCCAAAAAUGUGGUUACUCUUUGAAGAGCCUAAUUCUUCUCUGGCCGCAAAGAUAGUGUCAUUCAUAUCCGUGUUCUUUGUUGUCAUGUCCAUCCUCUCGUUCUGCCUGAAGACACACCACGACUUUCGUACCUCAACCCUUCACAAUGAAACAAUUUUUGACCAGUCAGAUAAUUCAACAAAAACUCUAUCAAGCAGUCCUUCAUCGAAACCACACAAAGUUUUUUUCUACAUUGAAAGCGUAUGCAAUGCUUGGUUUGCUUUUGAAAUUUCUAUAAGAUAUAUCUUCAGCCCUACAAAGUUGGGUUUCAUCUGCAAGCCAGUCAACAUUAUUGACAUUGUGGCAACACUAUCGUUUGUAUUGGAUAGUAUAUUAAACCAAGUCAAUCACGACAAUGAUGUUUUAGAAUUUUUCAGUAUCAUUCGUAUAAUGCGCCUUUUCAAAUUAACGCGACAUUCUCCGGGUCUCAAAAUACUCAUUCACACAUUCAGGGCAAGUGCUCACGAGCUCAGUCUACUUGUAUUCUUUCUUAUCUUAGGCAUUGUUAUAUUCGCAUCACUAAUUUUCUACGCGGAACGCACUCAAGCUAAUCCAAGUAAUGAUUUUACUUCUAUACCCGUUGGUCUUUGGUGGGCAAUUGUCACAAUGACAACAGUAGGCUAUGGAGACAUGGUUCCCAAAACUUAUGUUGGUAUGUUCAUUGGCUCAAUUUGUGCUCUAACAGGUGUCUUAACGAUUGCCUUACCUGUCCCUGUUAUUGUCAGUAAUUUUGCCAUGUUCUACUCACACACACAAGCUAGAGCUAAGUUACCAAAAACAAGACAAAGGGUUUUACCAGUAGAAGCUGUCAGACCCAAAUGUGGAGGAAGUGGCCUAAAUGCCGGAAAUGUGGCAAAUUGGAAAAAAGAUGGACUAAUGCCUCAUCAUCAACCAGGAUUGUUAGUCAUGCAAAGAAGGCAUGCCAUAAGUGCAGAAACAUCCAAAACAUCGAGUGGAGGUCAGUUGAAUCAAUAA
Helobdella robusta is the source of this 1476-nucleotide messenger RNA. RefSeq lists its product as hypothetical. The record is from RefSeq and is a predicted model, not a curated record. The transcript has 7 exons. Gene Ontology annotation, cellular component: neuronal cell body membrane; axon; dendrite membrane. Lineage: Eukaryota; Metazoa; Annelida; Clitellata; Rhynchobdellida; Glossiphoniidae. Gene Ontology annotation, molecular function: delayed rectifier potassium channel activity; protein binding. The coding region runs from base 1 to 1476 and encodes 491 amino acids. Gene Ontology annotation, biological process: potassium ion transmembrane transport; protein homooligomerization.